AUGAACGCAACGACAGCCACAGUACUCCUCAUUUGCCUUUUAGCUUCGAUGCCAGUUGUCAAUGGUUUCUUUAUGUUAUUCCCACAAGCAAACGAUCGUAUCCUGGCUCUGGAACUUGCUGAUCAGGCCGCAGCCCAGUUGGCAUCGGAAGGAGUUUUGGUUGACCCAGAGGAGGCAAUGAUGGCAGCAAAGAGAACUUCUUCAAGCCGAGGAUCAAUGAUGCGACGACGAUCUGCUGAUGGUUACGCUUGCCCAUGUCUACACAAAGUAUGCUCUUAUCAUUGCAUGACCAAGUAG
This is a messenger RNA of Caenorhabditis remanei, 297 nucleotides long. RefSeq lists its product as uncharacterized. Bases 1 to 297 code for a protein of 98 amino acids. NCBI's taxonomy places the organism in Eukaryota, Metazoa, Nematoda, Chromadorea, Rhabditida, Rhabditidae. The transcript is spliced from 3 exons. The record is from RefSeq and is a predicted model, not a curated record.